UCUCUCUCUCUCUCUCGUCUUUCUUGUCUCUUAAACCCCAAACCGAAGCACACGUUUGGUUUAUAGGCGGCUACCUCUUCUACAAGCGCCUCUUUAUAUAAAUCUUCUUUUUACUCUCUCUGAGACCCUCUCUGUUUCUCACUACUUCUCCCACCGUUGAUCCAACCAUGUCUGGCGUUGCUCCGCCGCCCGAUCGUAUCCUUCCUACCUACCCUCAUCUGGAAGCUGCAGAUUUACUGCAGAGUUUGUCAUUAGACUCUGAGCCUGAGAGACUCGAAGUUACUGAGCCUGCAAAGAAGUAUGGGCUGGUGGAUUCCAGUGACCCCGUUAAGGGUAUGGCCAAGCCAUUGAACCCAAACGCCAGCAACUUCUCUAAUGGAUACCAGCCUUCUACCUAUUAUUAUGGAGGUUAUGAUAAUCAAGGUAACGAGUGGAACGGUUACUCUAAAUAUGUCAAUCCUGAUGGUGGAAUGGCUCAUAGUGUUUAUGGUGAUAAUAGCUCUUUCAUGUAUCACCAAGGUUAUGGUUACUCACCAUAUGCAACGUAUCCCUCGCCUGGUUCACCUGCUCCUACCAUGGGGCAGGAUGGUCAACUGUAUGGGCCACAACAUUACCAGUACCCUAUUCCUUAUCAUCAAGCCUCUGCCCAAACUACCAGGCCUUAUCCACCGAGUCAAGUUAAUGUGCCUCAGCGAGAAAUUUCAACUUCAGUUGCAGCUGAUCAAGUGCCUCUGUCUGUUGGAGCAGCUGAAGGAAACCCUAAUAUUAUAGCAACUGGUGGGCGUGUGAAUGAAAAGAAUGGCUUGAAGGCACAAAGACCUAGUGUUCAAAACUCAUCUUGGAAUUCAUAUGCUGCUUAUGAAAGGGGAGGCUCACCUGUGGGUUUUCCUUCAUUGCCCACUCAAGAUCCAAGAUUUGGCUUUGAUGAAAUUAGGUUGCCAAAUACCUCACUAAUUGAUGGUCAGUCCAAACGUGGUGCGCGUGCUCGGUCCUCUUCGCCAUUCAUGCAUGCCAACGAUAUCUCAUCUUGGAGGAAUCAAAAUCUUUGUCAUCAUCCACAUUUCAUGAAUUGGCAUGAUGCAAGACCAGCAUCUGGAUUGGGCCUGGCUUCUGGAUUCAUGAACCAAAUGUACCCAAGCAAUGGGAUGUAUGGCCAAUAUGGAAAUACAUUUGGAGGUUUAGGUUUUGGAUCUUUUGGCUAUGAUUCGAGGAUAGGUGGCCGUGGGCAAGCUCUCGAUAAUAAGCAUAAACGGAGGGGUUAUGGCAAUGGUGCUUUCGGAUAUGGCAAUGAGAAUUUGGAUGGUGCAAAUGAGCUGAGUAAGGGACCUAGAGCCAAGGGUUUUGAUAGUAGGAACCAAAACGGGUUUGGACCUAUUACUUUAGCUGUUAAAGGACAGAAGCUGCCAUUGCCUGAGAACAACAAUAAAGAGGACAAUCUGCCUCUAAUUCCAAAUAAGGAAGAGUACAAUAGAGAAGAUUUUCCUGAGGACUAUUCAGAUGCAAAAUUCUUUGUUAUUAAAUCAUAUAGUGAGGAUGAUGUUCAUAAAAGUAUCAAGUAUGGUGUGUGGGCCAGUACCCGUAAUGGCAAUAAGAAGUUGGACACAGCAUACCAGGAAGCUAAGGAGAAGCCUGGUGGCUGUCCUGUAUUUCUGUUAUUCUCUGUCAACAGUAGUGGGCAAUUUGUGGGUUUAGCGGAGAUGAUUGGCCCCGUCAAUUUUGAGAAAACUGUAGAAUAUUGGCAGCAGGACAAGUGGAACGGUUGUUUCCCUGUGAAGUGGCAUAUCAUAAAGGAUGUUCCUAAUAGUUUGUUGAGGCACAUAACACUAGAAAACAAUGAGAAUAAGCCUGUCACUAAUAGCAGGGAUACGCAGGAGGUUAAGUUUGAUCAGGGCAUUCAAAUUCUUAAAAUCUUGAAGGGUCAUUUGAGCAAGAUAUGCAUCCUAGAUGAUUUUGGAUUUUACGAGGCUCGCCAGAGGACAAUACAGGAAAAAAAGGUUAAGCAACACGAGUCCCAAGUACAGGUUGGGAACCCCAGUGAUGCUGUAACAGAUGUAGGGAAAGAGAAGUUGCCAAAUGCUUCAGACACAGCUUGGAUAAAGGCACCGGUGGCUGCAGAAGCAGCAGCACUGGAUAAGGCACAGGGGGAUGUAAAGCUUUCAGAAGAAAAGGGAUCAGCUGCUGCAGCUUCAGAAAAAAAAGUUGUUCCCAAUGGAGCUUGCUAAUCUUUAACGCUCACUUUAGUAGAAUUGUAGUGCAUGUUUUGCUGAUUAUAGCAUACACACACGAAGGCUGACUUCUUGUUACUUAAGUCUGGGUGUGAACAAUAAAAAUUGGUUAAGGGAUGAAUAGCCAUCGAUUUUAUCUUUUUUCUCCUUU
Corylus avellana is the source of this 2376-nucleotide messenger RNA. NCBI's taxonomy places the organism in Eukaryota, Viridiplantae, Streptophyta, Magnoliopsida, Fagales, Betulaceae. The record is from RefSeq and is a predicted model, not a curated record.